CACAGCAUCAACCUACAAGAAGUGGAUAGCAGAAAAUAAUAUGGUCAUGUCCUGGCUAGUCAACUCUAUGACCCCUGACAUUGGUGAAAAUUUUCUGUCAUUUGAUACUGCCAAAGAAAUCUGGGACAUUGCAAAAGAAACUUUCUCAGACAAGGAAAACACAUCUGAAAUCAUCCAGAUUGAAGGCAUCCUCCACGAUUUGCGUCAAGGAAACCUUACGGUAACUGAAUAUUUCAAUACUCUUACUCGUCUAUGGCGUCAACUUGAUACGUUUGAGGUUCAUAACUGGAAUUGUGUUACAGAUGGUUUGUUGUAUAAAAAGAUUGUCGAAGGGAAACGUGUGUUUAAAUUUUUGUUAGGUUUGAACAAAAAUCUUGAUGAAAUCAGAGGAAGAAUCAUGGGAGUAAAACCUCUACCUAGCCUCAGAGAGGCAUUCUCUGAAGUGCGUCGCGAAGAAAGUCGGAAAAAUCUCAUGAUGGGAUCCCAUCAACAACUGAAUAUGGCAGAAAGCUCGGCUCUUAAGACUCAAUUCGCUCCUUUUGACAACCGUCAAAAAAUUAAAGGAGGUAGACCUUGGUGUGAUCAUUGCAAAAAGCCGGGACACUCAAGAGAAACUUGCUGGAAGAUUCAUGGAAAGCCAGUAGAUUGGAAGCCACGUCAACCACUUGAGAAAGAAGGACGAGGCAAUCAUGUGGCUACCGAUGAACAAUCGCCACAACCUGAAGCUAGCCCUUUUAAUAAGGAGCAAAUGGAGAUGCUUCAGAAACUACUGUCUCCUCUCUUGUCAGUACAGUCACAAACUGGCUCAUCUUCCAACCAGCUCAUUGGUUCCGGAACCUUGGCUCACAAAGGAUUUGGAUUCGGGGAAGACGAUUGGCAAUGCUGAGGAAUGCUCUGGACUCUACAUCCUUAAGGAGCUCCAUGAUCCACAAGAACAACCUCAAAUGGCAGUUGGUAGUAAUUCUUUUUCGGUUUCAUGUCAAAAUAACGAUAGUGCAAUUAUGUUGUGGCACUAUCGCUUAGGUCAUCCAAAUGUUAUGUAUCUCAAGCAUUUAUUUCCUUCAUUAUUUCAUAAAAAUCCAAAAUCCUUUGAGUGCGAAAUCUGUCAAUUAUCAAAGCAAGUCCGGUCUCAUUUUCCCAUUCAACCCUAUAAAGAGUCUAGUCCAUUCUCAAUGAUUCAUAGCGAUAUCUGGGGUCCGUCAAGAAUAAAAGAUGUAACUGGUACUAGGUGGUUUGUCUCAUUCAUAGAUGAUCACACUAGAUUAACUUGGGUAUUCCUCAUGAAAGAAAAAUCUGAAACGAGUCAAAUUUUCAAAAAUUUUAAAAAUAUGAUUCAGACCCAAUUCCAGUCAAAAAUACAAAUUCUAAAGUCUGAUAAUGCUAGGGAUUAUUUCAACUCCAUUCUAGGAGAAUUUCUAGCACAAGAAGGGAUAGUUCACUUAAGUUCAUGUGUUGAUACCCCACAACAAAACGGAAUCGCUGAAAGGAAAAAUAGGCAUUUGUUAGAGGUGGCUAGAUCACUAAUGUUCUCCAUGAAUGUUCCAAAAUUAUUCU
Messenger RNA from Vitis riparia (riverbank grape), 1554 nucleotides. RefSeq lists its product as uncharacterized. The transcript is spliced from 2 exons. Lineage: Eukaryota; Viridiplantae; Streptophyta; Magnoliopsida; Vitales; Vitaceae. The coding region runs from base 41 to 886 and encodes 281 amino acids. The record is from RefSeq and is a predicted model, not a curated record.